AUGGUGUGCUCCACAGUGGCCGUUCCCUCCUUCAGUCUCUCUCACUGUCUAAAUCAGUGUCUCUGCUCCAUCCCUGUAAGCAAAGAGCUUACAGCUUACCGGAGCCACCAGGAGAAAAAAGAAUUCCGGAAGAAGAAUGGGAUAAAUACAUCAUACCUGCCAAAUCAGAGUCUGAAAAGUACAAAGUGAGCCGAACGUUCAGCUUCCUCAUGAAUAGGAUGACUAGCCCUCGGAAUAAAUCAAAGACAAAAAGCAAGGAUGCCAAAGACAAAGAGAAACUGAGUCGACAUCAGUUUGUCCCUGGGACAUUCUCUGGGGUUCUACAGUGUUUGGUUUGUGAUAAAACGCUCCUAGGGAAAGAGUCGUUCCAGUGUUCCAACUGUAAUGCAAAUGUGCAUAAGGGUUGUAAAGACGCUGCACCUCCAUGUACCAAGAAAUUCCAAGAGAAAUAUAACAAGAACAAAUCGCAGACCAUCCUUGGAAAUUCUUCAUUUAGAGACAUCCCACUGCCAGGUCUCUCCUUGCACCCUUCUUCCUCCAUGCCUAUUGGAUUGCCGACUGGGAGGAAGGAGACUACAGGGCAGGUCCAUCCAUUGUCCAGAAGUGUUCCAGGUACCACCCUGGAAAGCUUCAGGAGGUCGGGGACAUCCCUGGAGUCUGAGAGUGACGGGAACGCCUGGAGAAGCAGGUCUCAUUCUGAUGAGCUGUUACAGUCCAUGGGCUCAUCUCCCUCCACGGAUUCUUUCUUAAUGGAAGAUGUUGUGGAUUCUUCUCUGUGGAGUGACCUCAGCAGUGAUGCCCAGGAGUUUGAAGCAGAAUCGUGGAGUCUUGUGGUGGACCCCUCAUUUUGUAGCAGGCAGGAGAAAGAUGUCAUCAAAAGACAGGAUGUCAUUUUUGAGCUAAUGCAAACAGAAAUGCAUCAUAUUCAGACCCUGUUCAUCAUGUCUGAGAUCUUCAGGAAAGGAAUGAAAGAGGAGCUGCAGCUUGACCACAGCACCGUGGAUAAAAUCUUCCCCUGUUUAGAUGAGUUACUUGAAAUUCAUAGGCAUUUCUUCUAUAGCAUGAAGGAGCGAAGACAGGAAUCCUGUGCUGACAAUGACAAGAAUUUCAUCAUCAACCGAAUUGGAGAUAUUCUAGUACAACAGUUUUCAGAAGAAAAUGCAAAUAAAAUGAAGAAAAUAUAUGGAGAAUUCUGUAGCCAUCACAAAGAAGCUGUUAGCCUCUUUAAAGAACUCCAGCAGAAUAAAAAGUUUCAGAAUUUUAUUAAGCUCCGCAAUAGUAAUCUUUUGGCUCGACGCCGAGGAAUUCCAGAAUGCAUUCUGCUGGUCACUCAGCGCAUCACAAAGUACCCUGUCUUGGUGGAAAGGAUAUUGCAGUACACGAAGGAAAGAACUGAAGAACAUAAAGACUUAUGCAAAGCUCUUUGCUUAAUUAAGGACAUGAUUGCAGCAGUGGAUUUAAAAGUCAGCGAAUAUGAAAAAGAACAAAAAUGGCUUGAGAUCCUAAGUAAGAUCGAAAACAAAACAUACACAAAACUCAAGAACGGCCAUGUGUUUAGGAAGCAGGCACUCAUAAGCAAAGAAAGGACUCUAUUAUACGAUGGCCUUGUUUUUUGGAAAACUGCUACUGGCCGUUUCAAAGAUAUCCUAGCUCUGCUUCUAACUGAUGUGCUGCUGUUUUUACAAGAAAAAGACCAGAAAUACAUCUUUGCAGCUGUUGAUCAGAAGCCAUCCGUUAUUUCUCUUCAGAAGCUUAUUGCUAGAGAAGUUGCUAAUGAGGAGAGAGGCAUGUUUCUGAUCAGUGCUUCAUCUGCUGGUCCUGAAAUGUACGAAAUUCAUACCAAUUCCAAGGAGGAACGAAAUAACUGGAUGAGACGGAUUCAACAGGCAGUCGAGAGCUGCCCAGAAGAAGAAGGGGGAAGGACAAGUGAAUCUGAUGAAGAGAGGCGGAAAGCUGAAGCUAGAGUGGCCAAAAUUCAGCAAUGCCAAGAAAUACUCAGUAAUCAAGACCAACAGAUUUGUACAUAUUUGGAGGAGAAAUUGCAUAUCUAUGCUGAACUUGGAGAACUGAGUGGAUUUGAGGAUGUAUAUCUAGAGCCCCACCUCCUCAUUAAGCCUGACCCAGGAGAGCCUCCCCAGGCAGCCUCAUUACUGGCAGCAGCACUGAAAGAAGCUGAGAGCCUACAAGUUGCCGUGAAGGCCUCCUCCCAGGUGGGGGAGGCAUGUCCAUCAUCCGAGGAAGGGUGUGCAGAAGCAGCCCUGACAGAUCUGCUCAGUCCCAGUGACGUGCCAGGAUCGCCUACUGCUUCACUAGUCACAGAAGGGACAGGAGGAAGAGGCUGUUGGGAUGUGGAUCCCGGGACCCAGGGUAUGGGAGCCGACUUGGCAGUCUCUGAUGCAGGGGAGAAGGUGGAUUAUAGAAGUUUUCCAGGUUCUUCACAGUCGGAGAUUAUACAAGCGAUACAGAAUUUAACCCGUCUCUUAUAUAGCCUUCAGGCUGCCUUGACCAUUCAGGAUAGCCACAUCGAGAUCCAUAAGCUGGUUCUCCAACAGCAGGAGAGCCUGUCCCCUGGCGCCACUUUCCGAGGCAGCCCCUUUCAGGACCAGGAGAAGUACCGCCACCUGGAGAAACGGCGUGAGGAGCUGCUCAACAUCCACAAGCUCCAACACCAGUUCCAGCAGGACCAGCGGCGCUGGCACCGCAGGUGUGACCAGCAGCAGAAGGAGCAGGAGGCCAAGGAGAGCUGGCUGCAGGAGCGCGAGAGGGAGUGCCAGUCCCAGGAGGAACUGCUGCUCCGGAACCGUGGGGAGCUGGACCAGCAGCUGCAGGAGUACCAGCAGAACCUGGAGCGGCUGAGGGAGGGCCAGCGCCUGGUGGAGAGGGAGAGGGAGAGGAUGCGGGCCCAGCAGAGCCUGCUGUGCCGCUGGAAACACAGCCGGCAGAGUAGCCUUCCCGCAGCGUUUUCUCCAGGAAGCACGGAGGUGAUGGAACUUAAUCGAUCUGAGAGUUUAUGUUACGAGGAUUCAUUCUUCAUCAAUGAAGCUUUAGCACAAAUGUCAUUUAACACUUGCAACAAGCCGACGCCAUCGGGUAUCCAUCAGGACGCCACUUACCCUCUCAAUAUAUCUAAUUCUGAUUUGGUAAGGACUAGUGAAAAUCAAGUAGACCUCAAGACGGAUGUUUCUCAGCCAUUGGGAGUCAACCAUGAACUGUGGACAGCUGCUGAGUCCUGUCAUCAGACACCCCCUCUCCACCAAAGCAGCGAGGAUUCUUGUAAAAAUGAUUUGGACAUCUCUGAGACUGAGUCCCCAAGUCCCCAUGACUCAGAUCCACAUGGCCCUCAGCUGCAGACGUUUAUAGCAGAAGCAAAGCUAAAUCUACAGACAUUGACAACAGAAGAUGGAGAAACAGGAGAUGGAGCUGAAGAAAAUAUUGUUUACCUCUAAUUGUAUUGUCAUUAUUUUUCCAAGCAAAACAAAACACUGGCAUUUUGGGGAGAAUAUUUUUCCUUUCCUGAUGUGUGUGUGUGACUGUGCCCAAAUUGCUUUAAGAGUAAUAUUUAAUAUUUCAUGCAAGUUCCUUUUUUGGGCUUGAGUCUAAUAAUUAAAUUAUUGAAAGCAGCUCUGUUUGUAUUAUCGUUAAUUUAUCACACCUAAUUUUAGAUUUCUGGAGGAGAAAUUAAUUUGAAUAAGCAGAAAUAUUUUCAGAGUUAUGACUCUAGUGUAAAAUUCUGCAUUGUAUUUUUUACUGGAUUAUCUGUUUGUUGAAAUGCCUUUUAAGACCUAGAAGAAGCAAUUUGGAUGGAAAGAAUGAUAUUCCUGAUGGGCAAACCUCGCAAUCACAAAAGCUGAUUAUGGCGAGUGGCCUCAGUGCCCCCAAAGGCAGAGGAGGAUACGGGAAGGGAAAGGCCUUUUCUUGGUUAGUUUUUACGUGCUAAUUUCUCUUUGGAACAUCAAAGGGAUUGCUCCUGGUAGUGAUCUGUCAUAAUCAUCAUGCAACCCAUGUGUCCUGUCUGGACACUGUUCUGACCAGGAGGCCACUCACUCUGCUGUGGACACAAUCUAGACUCUCACGAACUGGGCCACAUACUUUGCAGCUGCACUUUUUCAGUCCUAAUGCUGGUUGUCUUUCAAGUCACAGUUCAGCGUCAUCUUUCAAGAGAGCUCAGGGGCAAAGCCCCAGCAAGUCAAUUUCUAUGUAAAUAGUGAAACUUCCUGUAGUGCCCUCGCUUCUUUCAGCUGGCCCUGUCCCUGCCAGCCCUGGGAGCACCAACAACUACCGCUCGCUAGAAGGAUCUCUGCCGUGAAGUUCUUUAAGGACAAAAACCGCUCUCUCGGCAAAGCUUACCGCCAGUAUGUGCUUUUCCACAAGGGAAAACUGGCACACCCUGCCUUCAGCGUGAUAUGGGUCUCCGUGUGAGAAAAUAAACCAGGAAAUGUUUUCAGCUUGUUCUUCAGAAAUACUUGUAUAUGUUUCAAUCAGUGUCAAUAAACAUCUUUUACCUGUC
Messenger RNA from Hipposideros armiger (great roundleaf bat), 4507 nucleotides. RefSeq names its product rho guanine nucleotide exchange factor 28-like. Lineage: Eukaryota; Metazoa; Chordata; Mammalia; Chiroptera; Hipposideridae. The annotation marks the transcript as partial. The transcript is spliced from 24 exons. The record is from RefSeq and is a predicted model, not a curated record. Gene Ontology annotation, biological process: regulation of Rho protein signal transduction; cell morphogenesis. Gene Ontology annotation, molecular function: guanyl-nucleotide exchange factor activity.